CAGAUGUGUUUUUGUCAGCUCCUUGUCACGUGAAGCUAAUAGGCUAACGAUUACUUAACGGUGACUGGGGCUGGGAGUCGGUUGACAUCCGAGCCCCGACUUAUUGUCACUGGUCGACGAUAACGGUGGCGACUCUCUCCCUCCACGGUCUGUGUAGUUUGUACAUUUUGUGCACACUCAGCCGAUUAUCUUAGCGACUUUUGCCCUCUGUGUUUAGAGCUUGCUCACUUUCUCAUGCUAGCUAGUUAGCCGCUCGGCUAACUGGCAGCUGUACUGCAGCGCCGCUCACUAACGGCCAGGACGCACAACAGCGGGAUGCGCAAUGGCAUCAGUUCGGGUGGCGGUCCGGGUCAGGCCUAUGAACAGGCGGGAAAAGGACUUGACCUCAAAAUGCAUCAUCAAGAUGGAAGGAACCAAAACCUCCAUCACCAACCUGAAGCUCCCUGAUGGCAUCGCUGGAGAUUCGAUGAGGGAUCGAAGCAAAACCUUCACAUACGACUUCUCCUAUGACUCUACAGACUGCAGGAGCUCCACGUUCGUCUCUCAGGAGAAGGUCUUCAAAGAUCUGGGCUCUGAUGUGCUGAGAGCAGCGUUUGAGGGCUACAACGCCUGCGUCUUCGCCUACGGUCAGACCGGCUCGGGGAAGUCCUACACCAUGAUGGGCACUCCUGGAGAGGCAGGUUUGAUCCCGAGGAUCUGUGAAGGUCUAUUCAGCCGUGUCUCCGAGGCGACUCGAUGGGAUGAAGCUUCGUUUCGUACAGAAGUCAGCUACCUGGAGAUCUACAACGAGAGGGUGAGGGACCUGCUAAGGAGGAAGUCCACUCAGACCUACAACCUGAGGGUCCGAGAGCACCCCAAAGAUGGACCGUACGUAGAAGAUCUGUCCAAACACCUGGUCCAGAACUACAGCGAUGUUGAGGAGCUGAUGGAGGCCGGAAACAUCAACCGCACCACUGCCAGCACCUGCAUGAAUGACGUCAGCAGCCGCUCGCACGCCAUCUUCACCAUCAACUUCACACAGGCUAAGUUCGAUGCGGAGAUGCCCAUUGAAACUGUCAGUAAGAUCCAUCUGGUCGAUCUGGCCGGCAGCGAGCGAGCUGACACCACUGGAGCUACCGGCGUCCGACUGAAAGAAGGAGGAAACAUCAACAAGUCACUGGUCACUCUGGGCAACGUCAUCUCCUCUUUAGCCGACAUGACGCAGGACAGAGUCAACACCAACCUGAAGAAGAAGUCGGUGUUUGUUCCCUACAGAGACUCGGUGCUAACAUGGCUGCUGAAAGACAGCCUGGGUGGCAACUCCAAGACCAUCAUGAUCGCCACCAUUUCCCCUGCUGAUGUGAACUAUGGUGAGACCCUCAGCACUCUGCGAUAUGCCAACAGAGCCAAGAACAUCAUCAACAAGCCCACCAUUAACGAGGAUGCCAACGUCAGGCUGAUCAGAGAACUGCGGGCUGAGAUCGCCCGACUGAAGGCUCUGCUGGUUCAGGGCAACCAGAUCGCUCUCCUGGAUUCGCCCACUGCUCUGAGCAUGGAGGAGAAACUGCACCAGAAUGAAGCCAGAGUCCUGGAACUGACUAAAGAAUGGACCAACAAAUGGAACGAGACACAGAACAUACUUAAGGAGGAGACUCUGGCACUGAGGAAAGAGGGGAUCGGUGUGGUGUUGGACUCAGAGCUGCCUCACCUCAUCGGCAUCGACGACGACCUGCUCAGCACGGGCAUCAUCCUGUACCACCUGAAGGAGGGACGGACGUACGUGGGCCGAGAGGACGCAUCCACAGUGCAAGACAUCGUCCUGCACGGCCUGGGCCUCGAGAGCGAACACUGCAUGUUUGAGAACCAGAAUGGGACUGUGACUCUGGUGCCGCUCGGCGGGGCUCAGUGUUCGAUCAACGGCGUUCAGGUGACCGAGCCGUCGCAGCUCAACCAAGGUGCCGUUAUUCUGCUCGGCAGGACAAACAUGUUUCGGUUCAACCAUCCAAAGGAGGCGGCCAAGCUGAGAGAGAAACGAAAGAGUGGCCUCCUCUCCACAUUCAGCCUGUCCAUGACGGACCUGUCCAAGUCCUGUGAGAACCUCUCCACUGUGAUGCUCUACAACCCGGGGCUGGAGUUUGAGAGACAGCAGCGAGAAGAGCUGGAGAAGCUGGAGCUGAAAAGGAGGCUGAUCAAGGAGAUGGAGGCGAAGCAGCAGAGUGAGAAGGCGGAGCUGGAGCGUCUCCAGCAGGAGGUGGAGAGUCAGCGGAAGGAGUCCGAGGAGGUGCAGCAGCGCAUCCUCCGUCAGGAGGAGAGCCUCCGCCGCCGCAGCCAGGACAUCGAGAGCCGUCUGCGGGACUUCCUGGCAGAGAAGGAGCGUUUUGAGGAGGAAAGACGCUCAGAGAUCCAGGGGGUGGACCUCCAGCAGCAACACCGGUGGAGACGGCAGCAAGAGGAUGGAGCGGAGCAGCAGGAGGAGGAGGAGGAGGAGCGGCGGCAGCAGGAGGCCAUAGAACAGACUGAGAUUUGUCGCGAGCUGGAGAGGCUGAAAAGGGAACGUGAUGAGCAGAAGGUCCGUCUUGAGACUGAGCGCCGGCGGCUGGAGGAGCAGGAGUGGGAGCAGCUGAGUCUGGUGGGGAGGCUGGAGGAGCAGCUGAGGGAGAAGCAAGAGGCAGCCCCCACCCUACUCACCAGGACAUCCGCCGCCUAUGAGGAGCACCGUGCACUGGCUGAAAUCAGAGAAGCGCUCCUGCGGGCCAAAGAGGCUGGAGAGCGGCCAGGAGUGGAGGACGCCAGCAAGGAGGCGAGGUCCGCCCAGGUCCGAUACAUGGACUUCAGGGCAGCUCAGGUGAGGGAGCUGGGCCAGCUGGAGGACGGGCUCUGGCAGCAGAGGGAGCGCUUGGAGAAGGAGGUGGCUGCAGAGCGUAACACACUGCUGCUCCUUGCCAAUAGCCUCCGAGAACAACAACGGCAGCAGAAAGAGACUCAGGAGACGGGGCUGCAGGGCGUUACAGCUGUCUGCCAGGAGGAGCAGCUGGUCAAACAAGCGGAGCAUAGACUCCAGCUUAAGGAGCAACAACUAGCCAGUCUGGUUGACUGCCUUCUCCCUUCACUGGCUGAGGAGAAGCAGAGGGCUGUGGAGGUGCUGGAGCGCGGCGGCGGAGGCAGCAACGGGAGCUGCGACGGUCCACCAGGACUGGACAACACGCUGUACCAGGUUGAGAAGGAGCUGGAGGACAAAGAGGAGAAACUGAACUUGCACUGGCACCGUGCUCGGCAGCUGCAGCAGCUCCAGGAGACCUACGAGUUCACAGCCAACGUGGCCCGGCAGGAGGAGAAGGUGAGGAGGAAGGAGAAGGAGAUCCUGGAGUCGAAGGAGAAGCAGCAGAGGGAGGCAAUGGAGCAAGCAGUGGCCCGGCUGGAGAAGAGGCACUUGGCCAUAAGACACAGCAUCUCGCUGGAGCCAGACACCGAGGAGCAGAGACACAAGAGCUCGAUCCAGAGGGCGGGGGCUGACCUGGACCAGCAGAGAGUGGAGCAGGAGAUCCAGAAGCUGAAGCAGAGGAUCAGUGAAGGGGAGGAAAACAGGACUCACUCCAUCGGUACCGAUGAGAAGACGAGUCUCACCAGCUCCCCCGUCAGCCACAUCCAGAGCGUGAACGCGCUGCUGCCGCUAUCUGACGACAGCAGGAUAAACGCGUACAUUGAAGAGGAAGUGCAGCGACGGUUGCGAAAGAUGAACCUGAUGAACGGUGGCAGCAGCAGCAGCAGCGUGGCCCUGUCUGUGUCCUGUGACUCGCUCAGGGAGGAGGAGGUUGGCGACUGUAGCUCGGUUAGAUUAACAGAUGAGGAUGACGAAAAGCUGCAAGUCAAUAAUCCAAGGAGACUUAAAUACCAGCGCUGGAUGUCUCGUCUUGUGGCGACGAGCUCCGACCGCCUCCAGGAGCCCGUCAGAAUUAGCAUCCCUCGUUACGUUCUGCGUGGGCAGGGGAAGGACGAGCACUUUGAGUUCGAAGUGAAGAUCACUGUGAUGGACGAGACGUGGACCGUGUUCAGACGUUACAGCCGCUUCCGGGAGAUGCACAAGAGCCUCAAGUUAAAGUAUCCGGAGCUGGCGGCUCUCGAGUUCCCUCCGAAGAAACUGUUUGGCAACCGGGAUGAGCGGAUGGUCGCUGAGCGCAGGAACCACCUGGAGCGUUACCUGAGGAGCCUGUUCCGGGUGAUGCUGUCGUCCUCCAGCUCUCCCCUCAGAUCCCACGCUGACGAAGGUGUCCAUCUGUCCAAACACGCCAUCUGCGAGUUCUCGUCCUUCUUCAAGAAGGGUGUCUUCGAGCACAGCAGCCAUGGCACCGGCUGAAAACACAGACCCGCUCGGCGCCUCUUCCCCAGCCGUAGUCUGGGAGAAGGUCUGAGGAGGGAGAAGCCACACGUCAGUUUCGACUUGCACAUCCUGUCGUGACACGAGACAAACACCUCCCACCUGCUGCUCAACUCUGCGCCCAGCGGGGACUUGACCCUGAAUGUUAACGUAGCUCCUUUAGUCUGCUCUGUUUGAGAGAUGCAUUGUGUGUCCAGAGAAAAGUACAACUUCAUGUGGUCUUCAGUUGAUGGAAACACUUGACACAAAGGAGUUGUGUGCAUUCCUGUGAUAAAUGGUUAAAGUGAAUGACGGCAGCCUCUUCCUGUAAUGAAACGAACACUGGGGUUGGGGUUCGAUUCCCUGUGCCGCUCAGUGCGUCAGCUCCCUUCACUCGCUGGCUUUGACCUGAACCUUGCUCACAGCAGCAAACUAGUGAACGGUUUCGAUGAAACAUUGUCGUUUAUCAAACUGCCAAAAGUUCACUUGUUCCAGCUUCUGAAACCUGAAGAUUUGCUGCUUUUCUCUGUUUCAUAUCAAUGCAAAGUGAAAACCUUCACACUUGGGUCAAAACAAGCCCCCAGUGGAUCUGAUCUCAGGCUCUGUGAGGCAUCUGACAUUUUAGAGACACGUGGCACCAGGAGAACAUCUAGUUUAGAAACAGGCCAGUGGCUGGAAACUACAGCGUGUCCUGCUGAGGUCAGUAAGCAUGUGACCCUCCUCCUAACCUGUUACCUCGGGUCAAAGACACCAACACACACUACAUGCAGCUGUGCAGUAACGAGAGCGACACUGUGCUGGUUUGGUGCAGCGCAGAUGUGGCGCUUCGCUGAACUGGUCCUGGAAAGUUCACUGUGACGGAGCAGAAGAUGCUGCUGGGCAGCAACGGCUCUUCGCACUGUUAGGAACGUGUGCAGCUGGAAGGCAUUCUUUGUGACAGAUGUGGAGUCAGAGCAGCGUCGGCAUCCCCAAAAUAAUACCAAAACCCAGUGCUGGCAAACUCCAGCACUUCAUACCCCAGAUGUUUUUGUUUAACCCAAGUUUAGUUGGUCCUCAGAUUAGAGCUGACCUGAGGAAACAUCUGGCAGGUGAGUUUUAAAUCUACAAAGUCAGGGUGAAAAGAGGUGAAGCUGAGAGUAAAACAGGCCUGUUUCCUGAUGGAGCUUUUAUUUAUACGCAUUAGCUUUUCAACAUGUUUAUUAAAAUGGAGUGAGAUGUUCGGAGACCCCAUCACAACAAAGAUCUCUCUCCAGUGGGCCUCGCUGCAUCGGCACAAGGCCAAACAUCUGUGAGCCGUCAGGUUUCCAGAUGUUCUCCCAGAGGAAGGCCUGGCCCUGCAUCAGUGGUAGAUAAUUUAUUUUGAUUUAGUUUCCAAAGAUUCAGGGAGCAAACCAGCAUCUGUCUGUCAAGUCUUCCACACGUAGCUUCAACAGGAAACGCGUUCAGACCUGAAACUAGGCGAGGUCACUGUGACCGGCGACCAUGGGCUGCUGCUUACAUAAGCCAUACUGUGUGUGUAUAGACUGUAAAUGUGGAUGUGCAUAGGUUUUCUACAGGAUAUGAACGUCAGUAAAGGGAAUGAACCAGAACAUUCUGACUGUGUGGACUG
This is a messenger RNA of Monopterus albus (swamp eel), 5942 nucleotides long. RefSeq names its product kinesin family member 16Ba (gene kif16ba). NCBI's taxonomy places the organism in Eukaryota, Metazoa, Chordata, Actinopteri, Synbranchiformes, Synbranchidae. The record is from RefSeq and is a predicted model, not a curated record. Gene Ontology annotation, biological process: microtubule-based movement. Gene Ontology annotation, molecular function: microtubule motor activity; ATP binding; microtubule binding.